AUGCUACUUCUUGUGGCUGGUCAUAUACUUGGCCUCUGUGUCUUAGUUGGAGGACGAACUAGUCGGAACGAUUGGAAGGAUCAACAUCCUCAACAACGGUGGAGAUUACAAGCUCUUCGUCUGCCGUGUUAUAGCUGUAUGAGCCCAUACUUGGAGGAUCACUAUCAGUACAUAUCGAAUCUAUACCGGAAGCCAUUAUCAUUUGAUGUCCAUUGUGAUAGACAUAGUCUCGAUAGGAAUUAUCUUUAUAUAAAGAAUUGUUCGGAUAUGUGUGUGACACUACGUAUAAACGAUGUCGUUGGAGGCCGACGACGGCAUGGUUACAUGCGUGGUUGUUUAUCAGACAUCAUUGGUUAUAACCAUAGUUUAGUAAGAGUACUGGGUGAAAUAAAGGAAUGCAUAGAACCAACUGCUCGAGAGCUUUUCAUGGCGACAGCUCAACGUCAAGAGCUCGACUCAUCCCGUUUAACGUUAUGUGGAUGUCAUAGUCCACUAUGUAACUCUUCCAAUAACUUAUUGAAACCUCUAAAGAUAUUAAUAUUAUUGAUAUUAAUGAUAUUUUUUAUAGUAUCAUAG
Molecule: messenger RNA, 576 nt
Organism: Auanema sp. JU1783
Lineage: Eukaryota; Metazoa; Nematoda; Chromadorea; Rhabditida; Rhabditidae
Source: the annotation of a GenBank genome assembly